Messenger RNA from Panicum virgatum (switchgrass), 2434 nucleotides. RefSeq lists its product as uncharacterized. The coding region runs from base 1192 to 2244 and encodes 350 amino acids. The transcript is spliced from 10 exons. Gene Ontology annotation, biological process: mitotic cell cycle; lateral root development. The record is from RefSeq and is a predicted model, not a curated record. Lineage: Eukaryota; Viridiplantae; Streptophyta; Magnoliopsida; Poales; Poaceae.
UGGUACACGAGAACGGCAAACCCCUCUUCCUCUCCCCACCAUUCUCUCUCCGUGGCGAUCGAGGAAUCCAAUGGCGCACCCGGCGAGGCCACCAGCGCGGCACCCGCCGAACCCUUGCCUCGCCCCCGCCUCCCGGCCAGCGCCGGCGCCGGCGCCGCCCCAGUUUCCGACGACGCCGGCCGCUCACCGCCCCGACACGCCACGGAGGGCCGCGCAGGACACACCUUUUGCAACAAGUGUUGAUGGUUCAAGCAAUAGUGCCCGCUCUCAGUGCAAACAAGAGACAAGAUAUACCCAAAUUCUCCAUGCUAAUGAGGCAACAUCCAGAACCAAGAGAAUUGUAGAACCAGACUCUACAGAUAUGCUCAAGGCGCCUAGAUUUACUGGUGGUACAUAUUCAAAACCUGAUGCAAGAGUGAAGCUGAUUCCAGCGGAAGAUAUUACUUUUGUACAACAUCGGAAACCAUAUGGUAGAACUGUUGGCUCAGCUGGGUUACAGAAAAAACAUUGCAGACGAAGUGUCACACCACCACCAAAUUCACGUAAAGUAUCUGUUCUGGGAUCCACAUCACUCACUCAAAGUCCCCGAACUCCUGGAAUUGCUUCUCUGAAGAACCCUGCAUCACUAAGUUGCAAAUCUUCACAACCUUUAAGCACUAAUUUGUAUACUGAUGCUACUCCUAGAAAUCUAGACAGAAUGGACAGUACAAAAGCACUUGCCCGGAGCUGCAGUUCGAGUAUUUUGCAUCCUCUGUCAAUUGCAUGCUCCACAUCUAAGUGAGGAUCCUCUUUGUACAAAGGCAGGGCCUUCUUCUAAGAGUUCGAUGGAGUGCAACAAUAUUCCUCCAAUACACAGCCCCCAGUCCAUAGCUUCUGCGCAACAUGGUGCAUUGUUGCAAGAACGCAACUCGGGGGCAUCAAUUAACUGCAGCACAUCUUCAGGUUGUCAUUGGAUAUAGACAUAAUGUUGCCAUUCAGUUCAGCCAGUUGUUAACACUUAAACUCAGGCUGCAACAUAAGAUUGGCGCAACAGUAAUUUUACAUACGAAGCUGCACAAGAAGCAUUAUCAAUCAGAAACCAGCUGGAAGGUCAGCUUUCAUGUUACCGGACAACUGAUACAUACUUGCGAUGGACUUGAAGCCCAUCUCCCUCUUCAUAUCUGUGUCAGAGUUUAUGAAGCUUGAAGGCACAUGCCUGAAAUUUUAAAUCUGGAGGCUGUACCUCUUUCCCAGCUGUGGCCAAAAAAGUUCAAGAUAGUACCCCCAGAUGGUGGGGAUAUUGGACUAUUGUUUGUGAGCUGUCACCAAAGGCCUCACAGUACUUUCGAUCAUCUUCUUGAAAAGGUUUAUUCACAUACUGGCCUGCUAACCAAAAUUGGUGAUACUGAAUUGGCGAUAUUUUCAAAGUUGCUUUCACCAGACUAUCAGAUUUUUACAGAUUCCGCCUGUCAGCCUGCUGGUAGAUCUUCAGCUAGCUCAGACCUUAUGCUGAACAUACCCCCUGGAUUUUCAAUAGAUGUACCUCCUGGUUUCACAAAAGCUCACUGUAAGCUUCAGAUCGAAGCUGCUGCUGUAUCUUAUGCCGAUGCACCUUCCAGUCUUAUUUUGGACGCUCCUCCGGGAUUUUUUACGGAUAUCCCUCCUGGCUUUACUGAAGCUCAUCGCCGACUACCUGGUGCAUCUUCAAUGGGAAAAGCUGGGAAAGCAGAUGAAAUGAAAAUCAUGCACAAUGAGGUAAAAGUUGAACAAGACGAAAACUCAGAGGAGCGAGAGAUUCCAAAAAUCAAGUGGCUUUCAGAUUUGUAUCCUAGUUCUUCGGACAGCACUGAAGCUUCGACGCGAAUGGCCACCGACGAGCUCGCCGCCGCCCCGGCGGGGGGCGACCCGUCCGCCGCGUUAUCGUUAAGCAUCUGGCCGCCGACGCAGCGCACGCGGGACGACAUGGUGCGCCGCCUCGUGGAGACGCUCACGACUGACACCAUCCUCUGCAAGCGCCGCGGCGUGGUGCCGGGCGCCUACGCCAACCCCGCGGCGCGCGCCAUCGAGGCGGAGGCCUUCGACGCCGCGGCCGCCAUCGGCGGGGCCGCCGCCUCCGUGGAGGAGGGGAUCAAGGCGCUGCAGUUCUACUCCAAGGAGGUGAGCCGCCGCCUCCGCGACUUCGUUAAGUCCCGCUCCGCGAGUGCCAAGGCCGAGGCGCCUCCGGAGGAGGAGGCCCUCGCCGCGGUCGAGGGCGAGACGGCGUGAGCGCCGGGCAGCCAUUGCGUUUUUUCUCUUUCUAUUUUCCUGGGAGAAAUUGCAUCAGGAGUUGGUGUGAAGACUGUGCCUUCGGCUUUGGUCUGGUUUGUAUGACUUGAUGUUAGAUGUUUGCACAUCUAUGCAGUUCUUGUUCUUCGAUGAAUAGUUUUUUUUAGCGCGUGCUGUGUCUUGCUUGCAA